AUGGCAGAUAAAAUUAAGAAUUUCUUUAAAAAGAAGAAAGUGGAAGCUAAAUUUAAGAUGGCUGGUCCUGGACGCAAGCUAACAGAUGACUCAUCUUCAAGAUCAUUGCCUGUGGCUAAUUCUGCUCCAAGUGCCCCUCGUGGUCCAAUGUCUGAUGAAGCCCGUCAGGCAGCUGCUGCUGCAAUGGCAAGGCUUAAUGUAGGGAAGCGCCCUGACCAAGCAGCCUUUCAAACAUCAUUAGCAGCAAUACAAUCUCAGGUCCGUCGAGAAAUGGAGGCUGAGAAGAAAGCAGCACUGACCCCUGAGUCCUCCCAGCAAUCAAUUAAGUCACAAACUCCAGUUGAGUUAGAAGCGAGUCCACUUUUGGCUGUUCAAGGAGUAUACUUCCGCUGUCCCUUGAUAAGCGACGAAGUUCUUUCCAAAGAUGAUUGGCAAGCAAAGAUUCGAGAAUUUUUGUUUGAAAAUCUUGAGUCAGAAAAGGGUCUUACCGCUUGCCUUAUUAUUCACUCUUGCAACAAAGGAAGAGAAAAGGUCAGCAACUGUGUACAAACGCUUCAAAAAUACAUGGAUAAUAUUAUUCAAAAUCCUGAUGAAGAAAAGUAUCGACGUAUUAAGUUAAAUAACAGAGUUUUCCAAGAAAAGGUAGCACCUUUGGAAGGUACCACUGAAUUCCUUGAGGCUGCUGGGUUUGAGAAACAGACACUACCUGUAAACGAUACAGAGGAAACAUUUUAUGUUUUUUAUGAGGCAACACCAGAGACCUUAGAAAACUUGCAGAUGCUUUAUGAUGCUUUGGGAAGUGCUGAACCUGUACAAUUAGAGCUUGAUCGCAAUCUACAAGUGCUCUAUCCCUCACAAGCAUCCAAACGUGUUGAACUGCCCCCUGUUUUCUUCAAUAUAAGCGCUGAGGAAUUGAAGAGAGAGCAACAGAUUAGGUCAGAAGGUAUUGAGCGUAGUAUGAUGUUGAGAACCAAAGCUAUGAGAGAGAAAGAAGAACUGAGAGAAAUGAGAAAAUAUCGGUUUGCUCUGAUAAGAGUUCGAUUCCCUGAUGGUAUAUUGCUUCAGGGUACAUUUGGAGUGCAUGAAAAAGUUGAAAAUAUUGUAAGUUUUGUCCGUGAGAAUAUAGAAGAUGAAAAUUUGAAUUUCUGGCUUACAACACCUACUGGCCACAAGCUAACUACUGAGGAUGAGCAGAGUUCUUUAGUUGAUCUUCGGCUAGUUCCUGCAACUAUUCUUAUCUUCUCAGCUGAUUCUGAAGGCCCUUCGGACAGAAACAAAAUGUACUUGAAGGGAGAAGUUAUGGUACUUGUGCAACCAGUCAGUUGACUUGUCUUCUUUUUAUUUUUCAGUCCCAGUGCCUGUUGUCUUAUGUAUUUAUUAUACUGAAAUGUAUUUUAAAUGAUUUGUUAUGGGUCAGUCAAGAUAUGUUGCAUCUAGUUUUCAGGGUAUAACUUAUUGUUUUUGAAAAAUCUAGCUAUUUAGCAAAGCAGUUACUACUGUUGUCGACUUUGUCUUAUCAUCAAAUUUGUGAUAUUUUUGUUUGUUUGUAAUAGUCCACAAUUAAUUUUUGUUUUAAAAGUCUGAUACAAUUGAUGUGAGGUUUCCAGAAGAACGUUAAUUUUUGUGUCAAUUUUAAGAGCAUAAUCUUCAUUUUUGCAUUUACAAACCUUCAUCAAAUUUUCUAAUGCACACUUGAAAAUAAUAAUAUAUGGGAUUAGGGAAGUCUCAGUGCCAAUCCUCAGCAUUUUUUGGUCAUCUGUCUGUAUUGUGUUACAUGCACAUGUUCAAUGGGAACUGCUCUGAUUUGUUUUAAACUUUUUAAUUCUACUCUUGUGUAUCCUUGGUAGACAACUUUUUUAUCAAGGAAAAUAAAAGUAAUAAUUUGAGUAGCACAUUAAUUUUGCUUCAUUCCUUUAUUAUCAACUACUUAGUCUUUGGCCAUUUGCCUCCUAAAAGUAAUGUCCUUUCUUAGAUUUUUGCUAUAAUUUCAUCAUAUUUUGCUUGCAUGUAGCAGCUAAUGAACUGAAGAAAUCAACUAUUAAGUACUUGUACACGCUUAGGCUAGAUUGGUUUUGAAAAUAAAUAAAUAUUUGACGACAACUUG
This is a messenger RNA of Frankliniella occidentalis (western flower thrips), 2104 nucleotides long. RefSeq names its product UBX domain-containing protein 6 (gene Gint3). The coding region runs from base 1 to 1326 and encodes 441 amino acids. Gene Ontology annotation, cellular component: cytoplasm. NCBI's taxonomy places the organism in Eukaryota, Metazoa, Arthropoda, Insecta, Thysanoptera, Thripidae. The record is from RefSeq and is a predicted model, not a curated record. The transcript is spliced from 7 exons. Gene Ontology annotation, molecular function: protein binding.